This is a messenger RNA of Wyeomyia smithii (pitcher-plant mosquito), 739 nucleotides long. RefSeq names its product holotricin-3-like. NCBI's taxonomy places the organism in Eukaryota, Metazoa, Arthropoda, Insecta, Diptera, Culicidae. Bases 50 to 358 code for a protein of 102 amino acids. The transcript is spliced from 2 exons. The record is from RefSeq and is a predicted model, not a curated record.
CAGAAGAGAAUACACAUUGAUCUGGAUCAUCACAGUGAACUUUACCGAUAUGACUAAGAUAUUCGUACUUCUGUUCAUCCUUCUGAUCGGAGUUGUUCUCGCCAAACCCCGUGGCGGUGGAGGCGGUGGUGGUGGUGGACACGGUGGAGGAUUCGGUGGCGGUUUUGGAGGAGGACGUGGCGGAGGGUUCGGUGGAGGACGUGGCGGUGGAUUCGGAGGAGGACGAGGUGGAGGAUUUGGGUAUGGUGGGCGUGGAGGAUACGGCUACGGUUUCGGUGGCCGACCUGGUAUCUAUGGAGGAGGUUUCAUUCCUCCUUAUUUUUACCGCAGGCAAGGAUGGGGCGGCUACGGAUUUUGAUAUGUUAUCUAUUAUGACACAGGUGAAAUGUUUUAUUAUGUGAUAUUCUUUUUACAAUUAAAUCGAAUCAUUUCACUGCGGGUUAGAGUCUUAUGAUAAUCAAUGAUUUUCGUAGCUAUUAUCUAUUAUAGCGUUAUGCCAUUUCUUCGAAAUAAUUGAUUUGAAUUCAUUUGUGCUCGUUUUUUUACUAUUAAAUAUUUAUAAAAUUAGAAUAAGUUUGAACUAAUGUCACAAUUUAAUUGUGAUCAUCCAAAGUUUGUUCCUCAAUUUCGGACGUCAGAUGAAAAUAUUUUCGCCACCCAAACAACGCAAAACGUCAUAUGAGCCACUUUGUCACAAUUUAUUGUAAUAUAUUGUAAAGAUAAAUGAGAUCCGUUGAAA